AUGUCAAACGAUCAACUCACAAUCGAUACCUUGAGAGAAUUGAAUUCCAAGCUUAUUUGUGAAACUGGAGCUGUUGAAAAUGCUGAACUUAAAGCUAGAGUUGCGAAAUUAGAACAGAAGCAAUUGCAAACCGAUGAAAAGAACAACUUUAUUGCCUCACAAAAUAAUACUUCAAAUUCUGAUGUUGCUCCUGAACGAAUAGAAAAUAGUUCCAAUAAUACACCUGAUGAUAAUAAUAAUAAAAUUAGUGAAAUAUUUGAUAUACAAAUUCCUGAAUUCUUGCUAGAAGUAAUUAUAACAGGAUCCAGCAAAAUUACAGCACAAAAUAUAACCAAUUUAUUUAUAAUAGCAAUGAAAGUUAGACAAAAAGAGAUUUUGUGCUGGUAUUGUUAUUAUAAAGUAUAUGAGUGUAUAAAUAAAAUUGAUGACCAAUCAGCAAGAACAUUGGUAUACAAUGAGAUAAAAACACUUCUUCCAGAUAUUACUGAU
Molecule: messenger RNA, 489 nt
Organism: Diversispora eburnea
Lineage: Eukaryota; Fungi; Glomeromycota; Glomeromycetes; Diversisporales; Diversisporaceae
Source: the annotation of a GenBank genome assembly